Macadamia integrifolia is the source of this 1084-nucleotide messenger RNA. RefSeq lists its product as uncharacterized. Lineage: Eukaryota; Viridiplantae; Streptophyta; Magnoliopsida; Proteales; Proteaceae. The transcript has a single exon. The record is from RefSeq and is a predicted model, not a curated record. Gene Ontology annotation, molecular function: enzyme inhibitor activity. Bases 4 to 756 code for a protein of 250 amino acids.
UGCAUGCAUGCAUUCGCUCUCAUUGGAAGGAUCCUACUUGAAAGAAAGAUGAAAAUGAAGAUGAAGAUGAUGAAGUUUAGGUCAGUUGCAUUCUGGGUAGUAAUAGCUAUAGCUAUAGCUUUCAGAGAAGCAGCAGCAGCAGAAGCCCAAGCCCCGGCUCCAACCCCACCCACCACGGACCCAACAACCUCACCCCCAGCCCCAAGCAGCAGCAACGACAACAACAAAAACCUUGAACUCGAUCAGAUGCAUAAAACAUGCAAAGCCACCCACGAUUACGACCUAUGCAUCUCAACACUACAAGCCGACCCUAGAGACUUUUACUCAGACGUGAAGGGCUUUGCAUAUCAGAUGAUUACGGUGACAAACAAUAAGGCGAUGGAAACACAGGAAGAGAUAAAGGGUCAACUUAAUAAGGAUGACACAGUACCACCAGAAAAAGUUAAGGACCCAAAAGUAAGUAUGGGUCCUCAAAUAAGGAGACGUUUCCUCAUCUGUAAUGAUAUGUACGAAUUGGCUAUUGAGUAUUACCUCUCUGCAGCCCUUGGGUCAAUACGUUUAAGUUCUUUUGUGGAUGCGAAAAGGGAAUGCAAUGAUUCUAUUCAUUUACUUCAUAAUUGUGCAAUACAACUUACUAAUGGAACAUCACCGGGCCAGGGUUUUGCUAAUUUAUUUGAUCAAGACUCAAUUCUUGAUAGGAUUAAGAUGGAAACGAGUCUCAUAAAUUUAUCUUUGGACAUCCUCAAUACCCUUUAGUUUUUAAGAAAUAUUUCCCUAGCUUCAUUCUCUCACUCUUCAUCAGGCUGCUGCUUCGUGCUUUCUUAAUUGGGUCUCUCUAUAUAAUCCUCAAUGUAUACCUCCAUUAUGAUAUUCUACUAGCCAGGAAGGGUCCUGGUUUCACUUUGAAGAUCGAUUAAUCAUCUUUCUAUGAGCUUGGGAUUGAUGCUGCAAUAUUUGUUUCUGUCUUUCUCUUGGUUUCUGCUAAUGGUAAUGCCGAAGGUGGAUUUGUAGCCCAAUGUCAUUUGUAAUUUGUAAUUCUUUUUUCCUCUAUUAAUAAAGUUUUCUUGCUGAUUCUUAGCAAAAA